Trichomonas vaginalis G3 is the source of this 1794-nucleotide messenger RNA. RefSeq lists its product as uncharacterized. The record is from RefSeq and is a predicted model, not a curated record. The transcript has a single exon. Lineage: Eukaryota; Parabasalia; Trichomonadida; Trichomonadidae. The coding region runs from base 1 to 1794 and encodes 597 amino acids.
AUGUCUGAAAAACAGUACUAUAGGAACCUACUACUUCGUGUUCAAGAUAAGAUUCGUUCUCUUGGCGCAACAAAUAGAAAUCGCUGGGCCGCUUUCUGCUACAACAAAUCCAUGACAAUGGCAGAAUUUGGUCAGAAAAUGGAGAAAUACAACAUGACAUUCGAAGGGAACGACUUACAAGUCCUUUGGGAUUCUGUUGGUAUCGAAGGAGAUAUGAAUUUUACGGAAUUUCUGAAAUUUAUGCAAACAGAUGUCGAUGAAUUUCAACCAGUUUUAUCCAGUAGACGCCAAUAUCCAAAGGAAGAACCAGCAGAUCUACCACCACUUCGAGAAGCCUAUGAAAAUCCAAGUUACAGUGGAAAUCGUGGUUACGAGAAGCCAUCCUUAGGUGGAUAUGAUGACAAGUCUAGUUACCAAGAUAAUGACUACGGAAAACCAUCAUAUGGUUCAAAUCCUUCAUAUGGAGGUUAUGGAAACGAUAGAUUUGCAAAUGACGAUCGUUUCGGAGGUAGCAAGUAUGAUGCCCAGCCAGCUGCUCCACAAUCAUACAGUUCUAACCUUGCCAGCGAUAUAAUUCAUGAAAACUUGAGAGAUAUCGUCAUUGGAUGCAUGUCCAAGGAUUCCUUGAUCACUGGUGAAGUCUCUCGCAGUGCUUUCAUUGAUGUUUGCACUAAAUACGGAGUUCCUGAAUCAACUCAAGGAUUUGGCAAGAUCUUACAGAUUGGAGAUCCAUCAGCAUCAGGUCUAAUUCAAUAUUUCCUAGUUGCAGCUAAAGUUUGCUCCGAAUCAAUAAAUCUUCCGCCAUUGAACACAAAUUACUCACCAAACUACGUGGCUCCUGAAUCAAAUAUAAGAAAUAGUGCUACAAGAUACAACGAUUACGGCGGAUUCUCGAAUGAACCUGUCAGAUCUCCAAUCAGCUCACCAAAGGCCAACAGAUACGAAAACUACAACUCCUCAGCCCAGAAAUCAUCCUACGACUACAAUUCCCCUCAAACUAACCAAUACGAUUAUAAUUCUCCUCGUGCUGGCUCGAAUGGGCUCCGUAGUCCAUCUGGACGAUCAAACUACCAAGCAUUCUCACGAGAAGAGCCAAGAGAGAACAUUGACCAAAACGAUGCUCCUUAUUACGAAUACCAGCCACCACAGCUCGUCAAAACCGCCAUGGUCGACCACGGAAUAUUCGGAGAAUCACCUUACAAACCACAAACUGUCCAACAAAGAACUCCAUCAGUACAACCAUCGCCAAGACCUUAUACAGCCACAAGAAGCCAAAGCAAUGUCAAUCCUGAUGACGUUUUGAAGAGAGUUGGCGAAAUAAUUCAAGGAAAACCAACUCAUUUGUUCAAUAAAUGGCGCGGAUACAAUACAAAGAUGACUGCUAAUGAUUUACAACGUGGUCUCCUUAGAGAAUACGACUACAAUGUCCCUAUUUCUACUGUUGAAGAAAUAUGUGACAGAUAUGGUGGAGAAUUAAACCUCUCCAACUUCGUGAAAUUGAUAUCUGAUGGUGCACAACUACAUUCCGCAUCAAGUAGAUCAGUUUCUAAUUACGUGCCUCAGUCUAGGAAGAUGACAGAAGAUGAUCAAACGAUAGACGAUAUCGCAAAGCAAUUUGUUGGUCAGGAUUUCACAGCUUUGACAGAAAAAGCAAGAAAUGCUGAUGAUCUUUGCAUAAUUUUCUCUAGAUGCGGUAUCAAUUUCGAUGAAGCAAGAGUGAAGAAACUUGUUUCUAAACAGGGUAAGAAUGGAUUCGUUGAUGCUAUUGCAAUGAGACUCAAUAAUGUUAAUUAA